Zophobas morio is the source of this 1663-nucleotide messenger RNA. RefSeq lists its product as uncharacterized. Gene Ontology annotation, molecular function: 5'-flap endonuclease activity; 5'-3' DNA exonuclease activity; metal ion binding. The transcript has 10 exons. Gene Ontology annotation, biological process: DNA recombination; DNA double-strand break processing; mismatch repair. Bases 48 to 1580 code for a protein of 510 amino acids. The record is from RefSeq and is a predicted model, not a curated record. Gene Ontology annotation, cellular component: nucleus. NCBI's taxonomy places the organism in Eukaryota, Metazoa, Arthropoda, Insecta, Coleoptera, Tenebrionidae.
CGAAGUCAACUAUCACCUGCAAACUUAAUUACUUGCUUCCUUUUAUAAUGGGAAUUAACGGGCUUUUACCCUUUUUAAAAGAUGCUUUGCGGGAAGGACACCUUGAGGAAUAUUCAGGACAAACUAUAGCGGUGGACGCGUAUGUUUGGCUCCAUAAAGGAUCCUACAGUUGUGCUUUGGAACUUGCGGAGGGGAAAGCCACGAAUAAUUAUGUUCAGUUUUGUAAAAAAAAAAUUGACCUUCUUCUUCGUUGCGGUGUCCAGCCUUACUUGGUGUUCGACGGUCAGCUUUUACCUGCAAAGAUGAAUACAGAAAAAGAGCGUGAAUUAAAAAGAUCUAAAAGUAAAGAAGAAGGAUUUCGUCUACUGAAAAGAGGGCAGAAAAGUGCAGCUUUUCAGCGCUUUCAAAAGUGUAUUGAUGUGACUCCCAAAAUGGCCUUUGAAGUAAUAAAGUUGUGCAAGCGCUUAGGAAUCCGUUAUGUGGUUGCUCCCUACGAAGCAGAUGCGCAGUUGGUUUUUUUAGUUAGCAACGGGCUUGCCUCUGCAGCCUUAACUGAAGAUUCUGACUUGAUCCCUUUUGGUUGCGAGACUAUACUUUUCAAACUUAAUAACACUGGGGACGUUGUAGAGUACAAAAGAGAACGACUGGUUCAAGUAACAAGUAACGGAGUUCGAUUCACAAACUGGUCGAUGGAGAAAUUUCGGCAGAUGUGCAUUUUAGCCGGCUGCGACUAUCUCCGUUCUUUGCAGGGAAUGGGCAUCAAGCGUGCUUAUGAAUUGUUUUCUCGCUAUGAAACUGUAGAAGAGGUGGUGCGGUUCUUAAGACUAUCUAGCAAGUGGAACGUCCCUGAAGAUUAUCUUCAAAACUUUCACAAAGCAGAAGCAGCUUUCAGGCACCAACGUAUUUACGACGUUUCCCUCCAGAAAGUCGUUCCGCUUACAGAUUUUGAAGGCGGCACUUGUGAGGAAGUUAUCAGUAAUUUUAUCGGCCCAGAACUGGACGCCGGCGUGGCCUACCAAAUCGCCAUCGGAGAUUUGGAUCCGAUCACUUAUAAAACUUAUCAAUUACACACAACUAAUUGUAGGAAUGAACGCCUGACUAUUGAUAUAACACCAAAAAAUAAGAAGGAAUAUAAAAUCUUAGCAAAACUGAAGCCUCAAGGAGACACUUUGCACAGAUUUUUCGACUCUAUUGAUGAAACUAAUGAUCAGGAGCAGUUGCCACUUACAAAAAAUUCCCCUUUUAAAAAAGACUGUGUCCUUAAUUCAGAUUCCAGACCCUAUAAAAAAACACUGACUCACAAGAUAAAAGCACAUGAAGCAGAAGAAAAGAAAAACAGUGUAACGCCUUUAAAGAACCUACAAUCCAAGCUUGACGAGAGCCCCCGCCUGAAUGACUCUUUGCUGAGGCACGUGGUAGAUUACUCUUUCAACACUUGCACUCCUGCGGCGGGCCAAAAAAGGAAGCGUCUCACAAUUGGUCUGGCCAGAAUGAAAAAAGAUCCAGUGACUUCACAGGACACAGCGGCCUCGAGAGAGUUUAGCGCUUUGUUAACCCGUUUUGCUUACAGACGAUCUUGAAGAGCAAAGUAUUUACUCACUGAAACUUUUAGAAAAGAAACCCGUUAUAACACUUAUAGUACUAACGCUACAAGCUAAAUCAA